AUGCUCUCGCCGCAGCAAGUCAAUUCUGUCAAUUACGGCCAGAACAGCGCGGGCGGCGUGCAGAUUCAGUUCCAACUGAAGGGCUACGCCAACCCACAGCUCGCCCUCCCCGCCGGCAACACGUGCGUCUGUCCACAGGGCCAAACGUGCAGCUACCUGUCUCGCCGCGACUCGGCCGAGUGCUUCUUCUCAUUCACAUUUAUCAUCUCAGCACCAGACCAAUCCGUCCGCUACUUCACAACACCUUUCAUCGCGCUCGACCAGAACGGCCAACUGGUGCGCGGUGCCGAGCGCUGGGAUGAAGACUACGUCGUGCAACUCCCUAGCAAGCCGUCUGCCAUCGACGUGUUCGUGCACCAUCUCGGUCCCGUCAUCCGCUCCUCCGACGGGUCGUUGGUGAACACAAUGACGCUCACCCAUGUUGACACAUUUGUGGUACCUCUCGAUAACGAUUUGCCAUCUACCGGGCGGGCAGUUGGACAGUUGAUGUCGAAGACGUUCAGCGGAAGCAUUAUGCAGACGCAGUUGUCCUUGGCCGUGUCGAUUGCCUGUCUCGGUGACAUGAUCGGGGCCCAGUGCGAUUUGACCUGCUCCCAGUCGCCGGUGGCCACCCAAAAGAUGGCCUGCCGUCAGAAUCAAACCGGAUUCUACUUUGUCUGCGAUCGGGCCUCCCUCAAUGGACAGGUUGAGCACUGUGAAGCCUGCCCGUGGGGAAUCCGCGAAAACUCGUACUGCCAAGAUGAGGCGGGCAGAGUGAUGAACCCGGCCAACGCCGGAAUCGUCGAUGGCUCCUGGAAAGUGGCGGCGAUCGUGUUGGCCGCUGCCACGCUCGUAUUCUUCAUCCUUUUCUUCAUUUCCGCAAUUCUCGCCUGCAAGGGAUGCCGUAACUCCGGCGACGACGACAAGGUGCCCGGUUUCAACCUUCACCAAAGCGCGCAGCGGCAUGAAGGACAGGCAAACCGGCCCCUGUUGGAGCAACAAGUGAGCGUCACCUCCAGCCCGUUGAGCGGCCCGGUUGCGGCUCCUCGAAGCCAGCCCAACCUCAGCGCCAUCCCACCAAAAUCAGCGCUCCGCCAAACGAAGACACCGCUCGUGCCGCCCGCCCAUCUCGGCGGCUCAAACUCGGUGAACGACACGCUCAAUUCGUCGUUCGCCAGCGAUCUACCGAUGCGACCCUCGCGAUCUGAGGUCGUG
Mesorhabditis spiculigera is the source of this 1194-nucleotide messenger RNA. The record is from the annotation of a GenBank genome assembly. NCBI's taxonomy places the organism in Eukaryota, Metazoa, Nematoda, Chromadorea, Rhabditida, Rhabditidae.